Vigna radiata var. radiata (mung bean) is the source of this 2005-nucleotide messenger RNA. RefSeq names its product ribosomal RNA small subunit methyltransferase G. Gene Ontology annotation, molecular function: rRNA (guanine-N7-)-methyltransferase activity. The transcript has 7 exons. Gene Ontology annotation, cellular component: cytoplasm; cytosol. Gene Ontology annotation, biological process: rRNA processing. NCBI's taxonomy places the organism in Eukaryota, Viridiplantae, Streptophyta, Magnoliopsida, Fabales, Fabaceae. The coding region runs from base 98 to 826 and encodes 242 amino acids. The record is from RefSeq and is a predicted model, not a curated record.
AAUUAUUUUGGGUUUGGGCUUUUAACUUCAAUGUAAACCCAAUACAGCUCAGCACAUAAAUUGUAAAGUGCGGGAACGUAAAAGCGCGCGGGAGGAAAUGUUGCUGGGAAGUAACUUACAGUUUUCUCGGUGGACUUUCUUCAAACACCUUCCGACACGAAAAUUCAAAUUAACAGCACUGUGUCAGCACAAAUUCGUAGCCACUCUCCCCCACUUCGCAACGCUAACCUCCCACCAGAAACAUCAGAUUAAUCUCUACGUCGACACUCUUCUUCAAUGGAACAAGCGCAUGAAUCUCACUGCUGUUAGAGAGGUGAAUGAUGUGAUGGAAAGGCACGUGGAGGACUCCCUCGCGAUUUUGCCUCCGCUGAGCGAUUGUUACCGCUCGCGCUGCGGCUCUUCAUGCGAUAAGUUGAGUCUUGUCGACGUUGGAACUGGCGCUGGCCUUCCAGGAGUAGUUUUGGCCAUAGCUCGCCCAGAUUGGGAUGUAACGCUGAUGGAGUCUAUGAACAAGAGAUGCGUCUUCUUGGACCACGUUGUCGGUGUUAUCGGUUCCUCAAACGUUAAAAUUGUAAGAGGAAGAGCAGAGAAUUUAGGGCAGAAUCCUUGCUUCAGAGAGCAAUUUGAUAUAGCAGUGGCCAGGGCAGUUGCAGAAAUGAGAGUAUUAGUUGAAUACUGUCUUCCUUUGGUUCGUGUUGGUGGAUUGUUUAUAGCUGCCAAGGGUCAUGAUCCUGAGGAUGAAAUUAAGAAAGCUGAAAGCGCCAUCCAGAAGGUGGGUGCAUCUCUAUUGCAAGUUUGCUCAGGUUUUGAAGAAUUUAUGUUCUGAAAUGAAGCGGAGAGAUUGAUAGUUUCCUAGUCCAACAGCGCUAAGCUGCUAACCAGCACGUAAAUAUAUUAGUUUUAUAACAAGCUUAAAGGGGCAAAAACCAAUUUUAUGGAUUUGAUACCCCUUCCGACUCCCUUUUCAGUUGAGUUUUUAGGCAUGUAAUGAUUCUACAAAAUGGUAGGGAGCUUAAGGUCAAUGUGGAGUGGCCAUGGUUGCCGAUGCUCCACUGACUUGUAGAGGAGAAAACUUCACGAGGACUUGGGGUAAAUAUCCAUUUUUCUUGGCAGGCGUAAUUAAGCCUUGACAAGUUUUCUAGCUUCGUUACUGGGAAAUUAUAAUGCCUAUUAUAAUUAAUUUGUAUCUUUUCAAUCUAACACUUUUGUAUAAAUGUUUAUAGACUGUAAACUUUAGAAAUUCUUGCAUGCGGAAAAAAAACUCUAGCUGAACCUUAUCUCUUUGACCCUGGAAUAGACAACCAGGAGAAAUCAUGCAAAAGCAUGGAAUUAGAAGCUAUAAUACAUAAACUUCAAACUCAAACACAAUAAAACUCGCCUAGAAGAACUCUGGGUGAUCAUGCCAUGCAACAAGGGCCCAAACACUUCUCCAACAUUGUUGCUCUUCCCACUACAAAGACAAUGGAGAUGUAGCCAACUUUCCUAAGCUUAACCAAUGGUCAUCAAUUUAUUAGAAUUAAAAAAUAAUUUUAAGUUUAACUCAACAUUACAAAACUGUUUUAUAAAGUGAGAUUUGCACUCACUUAUAUAUUUUAAAUUGGUUUUAUCUCUAGUCAACGUGGGACUCUCAUGCUGAUAUAUACAUAUCGAGUGUUGAUAGGAGUCCGAGAGAGAGUGAAGAGUAGAUCCAACAAACACCAAACUUCGCUAGAAUAGAUUCUAAUCCAUGAUUUUGAUACCAUGUGAAUAAGUGAAUUUUAAAUUUAACUCUAUUCACAAAACUAACUUGUAAAGUGAGAUUUGUAUUCACUUAUAUAUUACGAAUUGGCCUGUUACUGGUUGAUGUAGGAUUACCAAAACUUUUUUUUUUAAAACCAAGAAUGAGGAGAAAGUUAUUGUAUUAAUUGGCAAGGUGAUUUGGACAUAUAAUAGUAUACAAUGAAACUAUAGUUUUCAUACAUUCUCUAAAUUGACUCAAGUAUCGACGACUGUGGUCUCUAUCAUC